AUGGAAUGGUUUCACUUCCGCUGUCCUUCGCUUGCCCUUCUGAAUAUGUUGGAGCCAGCUACCUCCACCAGUGGCCUCCAGAUCAUCAGCGGUGCCCAUAGCAGUUCUGCUCCGCUUCUGGCCCUCGGUGCCAUGGCCUCCCUCGGCUCAGCGGCCUCGCUGGCCGCAGCAGCGUGCACCUUGCCGGUGGCAGAGGGACAGCCCAGCUGCAGCGAUGGCUGCCAACCCUUCGCGCAUGUGGAACUGGUGGGGGCACAUCCCAAUGUGACGAUAGAUGAAAGCAGCUACACCUUCACUUGUCCUGAGGAGGGUUGUGGGGUGGAUAGCUCUUGUUCCCUGACGGCAGUGGAGAACAGGUGCGAUCUAGGCUAUGUGGAUGGACGCCCUUUUAGCACAGAGGACGGGCCGGUGGUCUCUAGCCUCAUUCAGAGCAAGGCCUCUGCGUGGGCAGAAGAUCUGGGACCAGCAGGUGUUGCUCUGAAUGCCAGCAAGGCGCAGGCUUGGCGCCUUAGUGGCCUUGCAGAGCACAGCAGCGUGGCAGCCUUCGCCCGUGCAGCACUGGAGCUGAUGGCCGUGGGGGCACCAGCAGAGUUGGUGGCCGAUGCGCAUCAAGCUGCCAUUGAUGAGGUGAUUGGCAAAUCAGACGCACAUGUACUAGACAUAUACAUCUAG
Cladocopium goreaui is the source of this 672-nucleotide messenger RNA. Lineage: Eukaryota; Dinophyceae; Suessiales; Symbiodiniaceae. The record is from the annotation of a GenBank genome assembly.